AAUAUAACCCCAUCAAGGCAUUAAUUAUUUUAUCCCCCUUCUGAUCAAGACUGGACGAUUGAGGACAUUUGAAGACGAUACCCCACAAUGGAGAAUAAAAUCACUGUCAAGUGGAGCGGCGAGGAGUACCCGAUCACUGACAUCGAGGAGAAUGAUACUGUCCUCUCCCUCAAGAACAAAAUACACAAACUCACCGGAGUUAGGCCCGAGAGGCAGAAACUUCUCAAUCUCAAAUUUAAAGGUAAAGCUGCACAGGACAAUGACAUUAUAAGUCAGUUGGGAUUGAAACAAGGUUUUAAACUCAUGAUGAUGGGCUCACGAGAAGAGGACAUAGCUGAGGUAAGUCAGGCUCCAGAAAAUAUGCCAGAAGUCAUAAAUGAUUUGGAUAUUGAAGAGGAGGAAGUGGAAAUCGAAAAGGCUGAAAUCUACCUUGCUAAGAUACAAAAGAGAAUUGAGACUUACAAGAUUGAAGAACUUAGUCCACUCAGAGAGGGAAAAAAACUCUUGGUUUUAGACAUUGAUUACACCCUCUUUGAUCACAGAUCCGUUGCAGAAUCGGGAAUUGAACUGAUGAGACCGUACUUACACGAGUUCCUCACAAGUGCUUACAAAAACUAUGACAUUGUUAUCUGGUCUGCCACCAGCAUGAAGUGGAUUAAUGAGAAAAUGAGACUAUUAGGAGUAACUAAUAAUCCAAACUAUAAAAUUGCUUUUCAUGUAGACUCUCUUGCUAUGAUUUCCGUUCACACCCCUAAGUAUGGUGUCGUGGAUGUAAAGCCACUUGGUGUUAUAUGGGGCAAGUACAAGCAGUUUUCUGCUAAAAACACAAUUAUGUUUGACGACAUCAGGAGAAAUUUCAUCAUGAACCCACAGUCAGGUCUUAGAAUCAAGGCCUUCAAACAAGCACACUUGAAUAGAAAUACUGACAGAGAACUUCUUAAGUUGUCCAAGUAUUUAGAGGCGAUCGCUGAAUUAGAUGAUUUUCAAGUCCUAAAUCACAGAAAAUGGGAAGAGUACAGGUCAAUGCAUAAAAAAUGCAAAAAAAGCAAACGAACUGAAAGGACUGACCCACCAAGUCAAACAUAAAUCUGGCUGUGAAAGCAAUAAGGUUUUUUUUUAAUUUUUAAGCAUUAGUCAUAAGGCAUAAACCAACAAGUAUAUGUGAUUGUAAUAAUUUCACGUUUCAAUUUUCAUGUGUUGAUUUUGAAAUGCAUGUAACAACUUUUGGUAGAAAAUAUUUAUGUGAUAUUCAUUGGAAUUGUUUUCUUUUUUUUUUUUUUCAACACCGACACAAAAAACUAAUAGAGUCCUUCAACAAUUUCUAGAUUUAUAAUAUUUAGUUUUAACAACUUUUUUAAACAUCCAGCAAGAGUACGUCGAAAAUACGAUGAAAAAAACAAAUAUAUUGUAAAUACCUAUUGCUUCUACUGUAUACAACUACA
Messenger RNA from Copidosoma floridanum, 1442 nucleotides. RefSeq names its product Ubiquitin-like domain-containing C-terminal domain phosphatase 1 (gene Ublcp1). Gene Ontology annotation, cellular component: nucleus. Gene Ontology annotation, molecular function: protein serine/threonine phosphatase activity; protein binding. NCBI's taxonomy places the organism in Eukaryota, Metazoa, Arthropoda, Insecta, Hymenoptera, Encyrtidae. The record is from RefSeq and is a predicted model, not a curated record. Gene Ontology annotation, biological process: protein dephosphorylation; regulation of proteasome assembly.